GUUCAUAUUGUAACAAGACAAAAAGGAAACACAUCCUUGCAUUGUUUGGUAGCAUCUUUGUUGCUUGCUAAACAUCACUCAUAUAUAAGUCUUGUUUAUCACAAAAAGAACCAACAGUCUCAAUUUCAGUCUUUGUUGGAGUCACGAACAGUCUAGUAAAAUGUCAAGGAUGUUCAUCUUUAUGUUGUUGUUGCUGUGUUUAAUAGUUACCAUUGAUGAAGGAGAAGGAUCUUAUUGUAUGGCUGAUUGUACUGGAUAUAAACAUGAACCAUCACUGUAUCUGAGAGUAUGCUGUAUCAUUAGUAACUUAGGCCAGACUGUUACCAUUAGAGGAAUCGGUAAAACAAGAUAUAUUCUUUGUCCUAAAGUACAACCAAAGUCUUGUCCAAAAGAUGAUUGUAAGAGCUUGUUUGAGGAUGGUAUUACUACUAGUGGUGUUUAUACUGUUAAUCCUGAUGGAGGGACUCCAUUUGAAGUAUACUGUGAUAUGGAGACUGAUGGUGGUGGAUGGACUGUAUUUCAGAGGAGACAAGAUGGAUCUGUUGAUUUCUAUAGGAACUGGACUGACUAUGAGAAUGGAUUUGGUAACCUUACUGGUGAGUUUUGGUUAGGAUUGAGCAAGAUUCAUCGUCUUACUAAAGAAGGAUCAAACACACUAAGAGUGGACCUGGGAGACUUUGAGAGGAACACAGCUUAUGCUAACUACUCUACAUUCAGUGUUAGUGAUGGUAGUACUGAAUAUAUACUAACAGUAGGAGCAUACUCUGGUACUGCUGGGGAUAGUCUGACCUAUCAUAAUGGAAGCAGAUUCAGUACAAGAGAUAAUGAUAAUGAUAACCAUGGAGUAGUCAACUGUGCUCAGUUCUGCACUGGUGCCUGGUGGUACAAUGAAUGCCAAAAUUCAAAUCUUAAUGGUUAUUAUUUUAAUACUCCAAUGAUUAGUUUUAAAGGAGUCCGAUGGUAUUACAAUUUGAGCGGCACCAGUCUCAAGUUCACAGAGAUGAAAACUCAUCGUAACAAUUAA
This is a messenger RNA of Amphimedon queenslandica, 1024 nucleotides long. Its product is annotated as fibrinogen-like protein A. Lineage: Eukaryota; Metazoa; Porifera; Demospongiae; Haplosclerida; Niphatidae. Bases 161 to 1024 code for a protein of 287 amino acids. The transcript has 3 exons. The record is from RefSeq and is a predicted model, not a curated record.